AUGGUGAAUCAGAGCACAAUAGCACAAUUUAUUCUGAAGGGUUUCUCAGACAUCCCCAUUGUGAAUGCUGUAUGCACAGGUAUUUUCCUGAUUAUCUAUACCUUUGGGAUUCUGGGGAAUAUCUCUGUCAUCACAGUGAUUAUCAAAGAUGGUCACCUUCAUACACCCAUGUAUUUCUUCCUAAAGAAUUUGUCCUUCCUGGAUGUAUGCUAUGUAUCAGUCACCAUGCCUAAGGCCAUUGUCAAUACCAUCUUGGGUUCAGAGGAGAUUUCCUUCCUAGAGUGUGUUGUCCAGCUCUAUUUAUUUUUCACCCUGGCAGGCACUGAGUGCUUCUUGCUUACAGCCAUGGCCUAUGACCGUUGUAUGGCCAUCUACAGGCCCCUUCUUUAUGAAAUCACAACGAACAGAAAACUCUGCUGGGAGCUGGUUUCCACUUCCUGGAUUUGUGGGGCUUUCUAUGCAAUCUUCCAUGCUAUCAACACCUUCUCUCUCCCUUUCUGUGGUCCUAAUGUUAUAGAUCACUUUUUCUGUGAUAUUCCUACUGUCAUGAGGCUCUCCUGUGUUGACUAUCAUGCAAAUGAAGAAUGGAGUUUUAUCUACAGCAGCUGCAUUAUCUUGGGAGCUUUUGUUCUUACAAUAAUCUCUUACAUAUGCAUCAUUUCCACCAUUAUCAAGAUUCAGCAUGUGCAGGGCCGCUGGAAAGCUUUCUCCACUUGUUCUUGUCAUCUGACCACUAUUUUCCUAUUUUAUGGAACUGGAAGUUCUAUGUAUCUGAGACCCACCUCUGACUAUUCUCCUAUCCAAGGGCGCCUGGCUGCUAUGUUUUAUUCCGUCAUCACACCUACCUUGAAUCCUGUCAUUUAUUGUCUGAGGAACAAAGAAAUUAAAGUAUCUCUCAAGAAAGUGUUUAUCAAGUACAGAGAAAAAAAUGAAAAGAGAUUAUCUUAA
Ailuropoda melanoleuca (giant panda) is the source of this 948-nucleotide messenger RNA. RefSeq names its product olfactory receptor 1020. Gene Ontology annotation, cellular component: membrane. The record is from RefSeq and is a predicted model, not a curated record. The transcript has a single exon. Gene Ontology annotation, biological process: G protein-coupled receptor signaling pathway. Gene Ontology annotation, molecular function: olfactory receptor activity; G protein-coupled receptor activity. NCBI's taxonomy places the organism in Eukaryota, Metazoa, Chordata, Mammalia, Carnivora, Ursidae. The coding region runs from base 1 to 948 and encodes 315 amino acids.